CGGUAACCAGUCAGUCUCCGACCAAAUAUCCGUCCAAUGCCAAUUUUCAUCGCUCAUUUCUUGUCACAAAAGAAAAGAAGACGCAGACUAAUACGCAAUGGACAAGUAUAUAUAGACUCGAAGCUACAUAGAGGGCUUUAUCGAAUUCGGAGGAUUAAAAUGCAUCUGUACAACGCUUGGCUGCCACCGCCAGUGGUGGAGGAGACUAAGGGAGAAAAACAAUCGUUCGCUUAUGUGGUGACGGCUGUUAAGGAAUCGUACCGACCGGACGAUCCUGAAUCUGUCUAUUCCACUCUCAAAUGGAUUUCUGUCAUUGACCUUUUCAUAAAGGCAAAAAGUGAUGUAUCUUUGGAAGACGUGGCUGCUGUUGUGGAAAUUGGGUUAGAAUUAUUUGGAGUAUCACAGAACAAACUUUACGUCCAGGUUAGAUGGGGAAAUAUCCUAGUGAAAUUGUUGAACAAAUACCGAAAGAAGUUGACAUUGAAAAUUCAGUGGCGUCCUCUCCAUGAUACUUUGAUGCAUGCACACUUCAAAAGGAAUACAGGCCCAGAAGGAUGGAGAUUGAGACAGCGACAUUUUGAGACAGUUACUUCCCUUGUUCGAUCCUGCCGGAGAUUUUUCCCACCAGGUUCAGCCUGUGAGAUAUGGUCUGAAUUUGGAUCUCUGCUGGAAAAUCCAUGGCACAACUCAGCAUUUGAGGGGUCUGGGUUUGUGAGACUGUUUCUUCCAGCAAAUUUGGACAAUCAGGACUUCUUUACACACGACUGGAUCAAAAUAUGUUUCGAUCAGUGGGAUUCAAUGCCCAAUUGCCAGUUUUGGAACAGUCAAUGGGCAGCUGUUACCGCUCGAGUAAUAAAGAAUUACCACUUCAUUGACUGGGAGUGUUUCUUACCAACGCUUUUUAGUAGAUACUUGAAUAUGUUUGAGGUUCCUGUGGCAAAUGGGAGCGGAUCAUACCCUUUUUACGUGGAUGUUCCGCAAAACACAAGGUUCUUAUUCUCCAAUAAAACAGUCACUCCAUCAAAGGCCAUUGCAAAAUCGAUUGUUUAUUUAUUAAAACCUGGUGGCUCUGUGCAACAUCACUUUGAGAAAUUGGUCAACCUCUUAGAACAAUAUUACCACCCCUCUAAUGGUGGUCGCUGGACUUACUCAUUAGCUCGUUUUUUGUUCAACUUGGUAAUUAUGUUCCAGAAACGCUUGCAACACGAGCAACAGGGCGAAGAUAACAGAAAAAAGGCAGAUCUUUUCCUAGGACCAUUGCAACGAGCUUCCUUUGUUAAUGCCAUGCUAAUGUUAAUUGAUCGUGGUCAGUACAGCAAGAAUGAACAUCUUUCAGAAACAGUUGCUGCUGCAACUUCUAUUUUGUCAUAUAUAGAACCCUCUUUGGUUCUGCGAUUUUUAGCAUCUCGGUUCCAUAUGGCCCUAGAGACAAUGACAGCUACCCAUCAGCUGAAGACUGCCCUGACAUCAGUAGCAUAUUCUGGGCGAUCUUUGUUUCUCACAUCAAUAUCAGCUCUGCCAAUGAAAUCAGAUGAUGUUGGUGGUGCUGAUGCAUUCAUUAAUCUCCUGAUAAUUUCGUUAUCCAAUGCAUUACUUGGCAUGGAUGCCAAUGAUCCACCCAAAACCUUGGCUACCAUUCAAUUGAUUGGUUCCAUAUUUUCUAAUAUGGCUACACUGGAAGAUAAUAUAGAUGAUAUGUCCCUCAUGCCAACAAUUUGCUUUUCUGAAUGGCUUGAUGAGUUUUUGUAUCGAUUGUUUUCUUUACUUCAGCACUUGGAGCCUAGUAGUGCACUGAAUGAAGGCAUCCAUUCACCCGCACAUUCAGGAACUUUCUUGGUUGAGGAUGGUCCUUAUUACUUCUGCAUGUUAGAAAUCUUGUUUGGCAGGCUUCCAAAAUCACUAUAUAACCAGGCUCUGAAAAAAAUUUCCAACUUUGUGAAGACAAAUAUUCUUCCGGGUGCGAUUGCAGAGGUUGGACUGCUUUGUUGUGCCUGUGUUCAUUCAAACCCAGAUGAGGCAGUUGUUGACCUUAUUGAACCAAUUCUUCUGUCUGCUAUAUCCUUUUUAAAAGGGACACCUAUUACGGGUUUUGGAGGGAGAGGAACUCCUGGUGCCUCAGUUUUGAGCAAGGCAAAACCUACUCUUUCUCCGGCUCUUGAAACAGCAAUUGAUUAUCAGUUGAGAGUAUUAUCACUUGCAAUCACUUAUGGAGGUCCUGCACUACUUCGUUACAAGGAUCAAUUCAAGGAUGCUAUUGUUUCUGCUUUUGAUUCCCCAUCUUGGAAGGUUAAUAUGGCUGGUGAUCAUGUUCUCCGAUCUCUCCUUGGAAGCCUGAUUCUUUAUUAUCCUAUUGAUCAGUACAAGUGUGCUUUCCGUCAUUCUGCUGCUGCUGCAUUAGAGGAAUGGAUCAGCACAAAAGAUUUUUCAAAUGAUAGACCGUUGAUGUGCCCAAAAUGGCAUGUCCCUAGUGACGAAGAAGUUCAGUUCGCAAAUGAACUCUUAAAGCUUCAUUUUGAGUCAGCUUUAGAAGACCUUCUGAGAAUAUGCCAAACCAAAAUUCAUUCUGAUUCAGGAAAUGAGAAGGAGCACUUGAAAGUGACUCUUUUGCGAGUUGACUCUUCAUUACAAGGUGUUUUGUCCUGUUUACCUGAUUUCAGACCAUCCCCUAGAAAUGGGAUGGUUGAAAAUUCAGGGCAUAUUUCUUUCUUGAUUGCUGGAGCAGCUGGUUCAACUGUUGGUAGCACUGAAUUGAGGGAAAAAGCUGCUGAUAUCAUCCAUGCAGCUUGCAAAUACCUAUUGGAGAAGAAAUCUGAUGACAGCAUUCUGUUGCUUCUCAUCAUUCGUAUUAUGGAUGCCUUAGGAAACUACGGAAGUUCAGAAUAUGAUGAGUGGGCAAGUCACCGACAGGCUUGGAAAUCCGAAUCUGCUGCCAUAAUAGAGCCUCCAAUUAAUUUUAUUUCGUCAUCCCAUUCUAAAGGAAAGAGAAGGCCUCGGUGGGCACUUAUUGACAAAGCGCACAUGCAUAAUAUGUGGAGAUCAUCGCAAUCAUCAUAUCAUCUGUUUCGUACCAGUGGGAAUAUUUCUCCGUCAGACCAUUUGGUUCUUUUGAUGGAUGAUCUUCUUAACCUCUCCUUGCAUAGCUAUGAAACAGUUCGGAUACUUGCUGGGAAAUCUGUAGUGAAAAUGAUGAAACGAUGGCCACGUAUGAUUUCAAAGUGUGUGCUCACUCUUACUGAAAUCUUGCUGAACCCCAGCUCACCAGAAUACACAGUUUUAGGUUCUUGUGCUAUCCUUUCUACGCAAACUGUUCUCAAACAUCUGACUACGGAUACCAAGGCGUUCUCAUCAUUUCUUCUUGGAAUUCUUUCCAGCUCCCAUCAUGAGUCGCUGAAAGAACAGAAAGCAAUCAAUGAGCUUUUUGUCAAAUACAAUAUCCAUUUUGCGGGAGUGUCUAGAAGCAUUUUCAAUUCAUCUAGCAACCAUUCAGAAGGAACGGAUUUUGCGGCUUUGGUUUCUGCGAUUGGUUCUAUGAGUUUUGAAUCCACCAACUUGCCCUGGCGGUACAAUCUGAUGGCUAAUAGAGUUCUGUUGUUGUUGGCUAUGGCUUCUAGGAGUGAUCCUAGUUCAUCCUCAAAAAUUUUGAGUGAAACUGCUGGUCAUUUCUUGAAGAAUUUGAAAAGUCAACUUCCGCAGACCAGAAUACUUGCAAUCUCUGCUCUAAAUACACUGUUGAAAGAAUCACCUUACAAACUCUCAGCUGAGGAUCAGACCAGUGUUUCUGCGGAUUUACAGGGUCAUACCAAGUUUUCUCUUGAAGAAGCUUUAAGUCAUAUUUUUCAGGAGGAGGGAUUUUUUAAUGAUACUUUAAAUAGUCUUUCCCAUGUUCAUAUAACCACUGAUACUGAAAGUGCGUCUUCCGGAGGAAAUCAUGGAAAUUCUUCUUUUCAGAGUUUUGCUGACAAAUCCAUCACCCGUUUCUAUUUUGACUUCUCAGCGUCAUGGCCUCGUACUCCUAGUUGGAUUUCGUUAUUAGGGAGUGAUACUUUUUACUCAAACUUUGCACGAAUAUUCAAGCGGCUCAUUCAAGAGUGUGGGAUGCCUGUUUUGCUGGCACUUAGAAGUGCAUUGGAGGAGUUUGUUAAUGCUAAGGAGAGGUCAAAGCAGUGCGUGGCUGCUGAGGCAUUGGCUGGAGUGCUACAUUCUGAUGUCUCUGGUCUUUCAGAAGCAUGGAACUGCUGGAUGAUGGCCCAAUUUCAGAAUAUUAUUCUUGCACGCUCUGUGGAAUCCAUUCCAGAGUGGGCAGCUUGUAUACGUUACACAGUUACUGGGAAAGGAAAACAUGGCACAACAGCUCCUCUUAUGAGGCAAAGAAUCAUGGAUUGUUUGAUAAACCCUUUACCUCAAACUGCUAGUACCACUAUUGUUGCCAAGCGCUACACUUUCCUUUCUGUUGCACUCAUAGAAGUAUCCCCACCGAGAAUGCUAGCGGCUGAAAUAAAGCUCCAUAACAAACUUCUGGAGGAGUUGCUGGCCAAUAUGACACAUCCCUCUGCACAGGUGAGGGAAUCAAUUGGUGUUUCUCUUUCUGUGUUGUGCUCAAACCUUCGGCUUUAUGCAUCCUUCCCUCAUAAUCAUUCAAAUGAAGUGGGAAGUGGGGGUGUGGACAAAAAAAUUGGAGUUAGUUGGGAUCAAUAUCUGAUAGGACAAGCAUCUGAACUUGUGAUGAAUAUCCAAAAUACUAGCCCGUCUCACAGUUUAGUGGUCUCAUCAGAUACAGUUCUUGAUAUUGGUAUAUCCAAUGGCAAUGGUCAGGAUGAUGUUAAAUGGAUGGAAACGUUAUUCCAUUUUGUUAUCUCAUCUUUGAAGUCUGGAAGAUCGUUAGUCCUACUGGAUGUUAUUGUUGGACUUCUAUACCCUAUAAUCGCCUUACAGGAAACAUCACACAAAGAUUUGUCAACACUAGCCAAGGCAGCUUUUGAAUUGCUGAAGUGGCGGGUUUUGUGGGAACACCAUCUCCAAAAAGCCGUAUCUAUUAUUCUUUCUUUAGCCAAUGAUUCUAAUUGGAGGACUAGAUCUGCAACUCUGACAUUUUUGCGGACUUUUAUGUACAGGCAUACUUUUAUCCUCUCUAAUGUGGAGAAGCAGCAAAUCUGGAAAAUCGUUGAGAAGCUACUCACAGACAACCAAGUUGAGGUAAGAGAGCAUGCUGCAGCAGUUUUAGCUGGCCUGAUGAAGGGUGGGGAUGAAGAUCUAGCCAGAGACUUCCGUGGAAGAGCAUACAGGGAAGCAAAUAUUUUGCAGAAAAAGAGAAAGCAGAGAAGGGUGAUUUCUGGGCAGUCCAUAGCUUCCAUACAUGGUCCUGUACUUGCUUUGGCAGCUUGUGUAUUAUCAGUGCCUUAUGAUAUGCCAAGUUGGUUGCCUGAGCAUGUAACUUUACUGGCUCAUUUUGUGGGGGAGCCAUCACCUGUGAAAUCAACUGUUACAAAAGCAGUUGCAGAGUUUCGGCGGACCCAUGCUGAUACAUGGAACGUUCAAAAAGAAUCAUUUAGUGAAGUGCAACUUGAGGUUCUGGCGGAUACAUCAUCUUCAUCAUCGUACUUUGCUUGAUUUACAUUAUCUCACGAGAGAAGGCAAAUGAUAGGGACAUUCAGAAUAACAUUGUUACACAAUAUUUUGUAUCAUUGACAAUAAUGUCAUAAUUUAGAAACUAUGUUUAUUUACACUGUAUCUGUUGCCAUGAAUUUAUUAUUUUCAAUUAUGUUGAUAUCCUUGCCCUUAGAAUAUUUUGUGUAAACUCCCCUAAACUAUAGGAUUCAUCAGAUCAUCAGAUGGUAAAUCCCAUAAGACGCAGUCUGAAUUGAAAAUGCUUGAUCCACUUCUGGCCACUUUCCCACCCUCAGAUCCCUCUCCAUUUUCAUCCUCAAGUCUCUCAUGCAGACGGCCUUGCUGAUCUCCUGCUGUGCAUGUGCUUUCAGUGCACAUACUCUGGCUCCAUGGAGAUCCAUCCCCGUCAUUGCAGAAAGAUGAAGGGCCAUAGUGAAAUCCAGAGACAGAUACCGGAAAAGCACUGCAGGCACCAGCAAAAUUUGCAGAUGUCAUGCCAGUGGGGUCCCAAGGCUUGUUAGAAGAUUGUUGCAGCUGGAAGUCGAUACGCUUCUUGGUAAGGAGGUGAAGCAUUUCAUCUUUAAAGCAACCUAAGGCUGCUUCGGCCAGAUGAGCAACCUGUGGUGGGGCUAGAGUGGUGGCAAUCUCAGCCAUGAGGUGGGAGAAGGGUUUGUGGGUAACUGGAUCAAUUCCCAUGCCUGAAAGCUUCUUUUUAAGCUUGGUGUUCCAGUGAUUCUUAACAUCGUUGUCAGUUCGUCCAGGUAGCUGGGCAGCGAUUAGCGACCAACUGUUACGAAUAAUCACAUUCAGUGCAAGAAUUAGAUAACCAAUUGUAUGUCCUAUGCAUUGUAUGAGAGUUUUUAGGGUAAAUAUCCGAAGAGAAGCAUGAUAGAAGAAUUGAAACGAGGUAUAGAUCGAUGACUGAUGUACCGGUUCCCAACAACUGAAUGAAGCUUCACAAUAGUCUGCUCUUCUGAAUCAGAGAAUUGGCCGUGUUUGAGAUCAGGUCGGAGGUAGUUAGUCCACCGUAGCCUACAGCUCUUCCCGCAUCUUUGGAGACCUGACAUGGUUGUAUAAUACAACUUUGAGUCGAUUUUAAGCAAUUACAUUGUCAUCUUUUAUCACUGGCCAGGGGAAAAAAAAUUAGGAACACAAACCAGCAUUCUUGGGGAUAAGGCGCCAGUUACGGGUGCCGUGUUGAGCAAUGUAAGAAGAGAGCUUGUUGUCUUCUUCAGGUGUCCACUGUCCCCUCUUCACGUUGUCCUUCUCGCAGCACGGAAUCCGGC
Messenger RNA from Ilex paraguariensis (yerba mate), 6890 nucleotides. The record is from the annotation of a GenBank genome assembly. NCBI's taxonomy places the organism in Eukaryota, Viridiplantae, Streptophyta, Magnoliopsida, Aquifoliales, Aquifoliaceae.